AUGGCGGGCAACGUGCCACUGACCUGUAGCACCACCAGCUGUCCUCUGACUGGUAACCCCACCUACAUCUGGUACAAGAAUGGACAGGUUGUAACUGAGAACACUUUACACUACUCAGUCUACCCUGAAGCUGUGGACAGCUACUUCUGUGCUGUAAAAGGCCACGAGGAUCUUCACUCUCCGGCAGUGUGUGUUCAGGGUCAGAGCUGCAGCAGAGUGAAUUACACCAAUAGGAGUAUCUGUGCCCUGAAGGGGUCAACAGUGGACAUAUCCUGUACUUAUGUUGGUUAUUAUUACACCAAAUCAUCAUUCUGGUUUAGAAGUGAUAAGUCGACCCCUGAAGACCUAACCAGAGACCCAGGGUAUGCAGAUCGUGUGGAGUACACUGGACAAACAGAGUAUCAAUACUCAGUCAGUAGAGGAGGUUCUGACAGCUACUCCUAUGCUUCUUCUCUGAGCUGUUUAAGGGUGACCUACACCAGUAGGAGCAUCUGUUCCUUGAUACCAUCCGUGGACCUGCCUUGCACUACCAUAUAUCCCACAGACCUGCAGGUGAAGGUGACUCCUGGCACAGAGGCAUGGAAGAGGACACUGACCUGUACCACCAGCUGUACUCUGACUGACAACCCCACCUACAUCUGGUACAGGAACGGACAGUCUCUUGAUUGGCUCACUUCCCAACAACACUCUGUCUGGAGUUCUGAAACAGAGAGUUACUCCUGUGCUGUUAAAGGCCAUGAGGAUCUCCGCUCUCCUGCAGUGUGUGUUCAGGGUCACAACUGCUGGAGGGUGACUUACACCAAGAGGAGAAUCUGUGUCUUGAAGGGCUCCACAGUGGACAUAUCCUGCUCUUACACUCAUCCCACUAGUUACAUAGAACAAGGUUCAUUCUGGUUUACACAGAAACACCCUGUAGAUGUCAGGUCAUAUCCAGAGUCUGCAGGUCGUGUGGAGUACAAUAGGAACACAGAGAACCACCAUACCAUGACAAUAACACACCUGACAGAGAAGGACUCGGCUGAAUACAAAUUCAGAUUAAUAACAACAAAGGAGGGGAGAUUUUCUGGUCUUCCUGGUGUGAUGUUGACUGUCACAGAUAUCCUGUUGGAGAUGGAUCCUACAUCUGUGUCAGAGGGGGGGUGGGUCACACUGAGAUGUAGAACCCAAUGUACAGUCGGUCUCAACCCCACCUACAUCUGGUACAAGAACGGACAAAGUCUGACCAACCCAAUCACCAGUUAUAACAGCCUUAUCCUAGACCCAGUCAGCAGUGAGGAUGCAGGAAACUACUCCUGUGCUGUAGAAGGCUUAGAGAGAAUCCUCUCUCCAGAAGAGACUCUCACUGUCAGAUAUGGCCCAAAGAACACCUCAGUGUCAGUCAGUCCCUCUGGUGAACUAGUGGAGGGCAGUUCAGUGACUCUGACCUGCAGCAGUGAUGCCAACCCACCUGUGCAGAGUUACACCUGGUACAAGAAGAACGUAACCUCACCAAAAGCAUCAGGACAGAGUUACAACAUCACUAACAUCAUCUCUGAGGACAGAGGAGAAUAUUACUGUGAGGCUGAGAAUAUAAUAGCAUCUAAUAACUCUACAGCUCUGAUGAUCAUUGUAGCAGGGAAACAAACCUCAGUUGUGACUGCAGCUGUAGGAAUCAUAGUGGUUGUUCUGGUUCUCAUCCUCUGUCUCUCUGGACUCAUGUGGUUCAGGAAGAAGGCCUCCAAACCCACCAACACAAGAGACACAUCAGAUGAUGGACAGGGAGACUCUAGUCCAGUGUAUGACAACAUCUCAAACAUGGCCAUGACCUCUACUGCAGCACAGACAGCUGACACAGACAACCAGGAUGGUGUUCACUACGCCAGCGUCCACUUCUCUGGCUCCAAAAACCAGGAAGUGCCUCUGUACUCCACCGUCCAGCUGCAUCAACCACAGAAACAGGACCAAGAUGUCCAAUACGCUGCUGUGAAAUUCAACCUCCCCAGUUCUGCCACCCAACAAGCAGCAGCACAAGCAGCUGAGGUGGAUGCCUCUGAGAUCUACAGUACAGUCAACAAACCCAGAACCAAGAAGACUUGAACAUAACAAACCCAGAACCAAGAAGACCUGAACACAACAAACCCAGAACCAAGAAGACAUGAACACAAAUGCCCAGAACCACAAACCCAGAACCAGGAAGAACUGAACAAAACAAAACCAGAACCAAGAAGACCUGAAUACAACAAACCCAGAAACAAGAAGACAUGAACAGAACAAGUUUGACAAAAGCCUUGUAUAAAUAUAAAUAAAACCUUGUAUCGGGGGUUUGUGGUAUGUGGCCAAUAUACCACGGCUAAGGGCUGUAUCCAAGUACUCAGUGUUGCAUUGUGCACAAGAACAGCCCUUA
Molecule: messenger RNA, 2383 nt
Organism: Oncorhynchus masou masou (cherry salmon)
Lineage: Eukaryota; Metazoa; Chordata; Actinopteri; Salmoniformes; Salmonidae
Product: B-cell receptor CD22-like
Exons: 12
Coding region: 1-2076 (691 amino acids)
Source: RefSeq, a predicted model, not a curated record